AUGCUCGCCCUGCCUGGGGAAGAGGCGGGCCCAGUCUCUAGGGAGCCAGGUAGAGGCACCUCCCUGGGCCGAGCCCUCGGAGCAUGCGCGGUGAACAGAGUCCUCGGAGCAUGCGCAGUGAACCGUGAGCCUUACACAGCUCUCUCCACCCGGAGCCCGGCGCACCUUGAAGAAGGCGGGACUAAACGUCGUAGCUCUUGGGAUCCCGAACUUGGAAUCCAUUUUGAUCACAUAUGGCAAAAAACUUGGACAAUGUUAAACCCAAUGAAGCCAGCAGAUGGCAGUAUUAUGAAUGAAACGGACCUCACUGGACCCAUUCUUUUUUGUAUAGCCCUGGGAGCCACCUUGCUUCUGGCAGGAAAAGUUCAGUUUGGUUAUGUGUAUGGCAUGAGUGCCAUUGGCUGCCUUGUGAUUCAUGCCUUACUGAAUCUGAUGAGCUCUUCAGGGGUGUCAUAUGGCUGUGUGGCCAGCGUGCUGGGUUACUGCCUGCUCCCCAUGGUCAUCCUGUCUGGCUGCGCCAUGUUCUUUUCAUUGCAGGGCACCUUUGGAACCGUAUCAUCCCUGGUCAUCAUUGGCUGGUGUAGUCUCUCAGCUUCCAAGAUCUUCAUUGCAGCCUUGCACAUGGAAGGACAGCAACUUCUUGUUGCCUACCCUUGUGCCUUACUUUAUGGACUUUUUGCCCUCCUAACAAUUUUCUAAAGAAUGUUUGAGACAGCAUUU
Molecule: messenger RNA, 720 nt
Organism: Cercocebus atys (sooty mangabey)
Lineage: Eukaryota; Metazoa; Chordata; Mammalia; Primates; Cercopithecidae
Gene: YIPF7
Product: Yip1 domain family, member 7
Exons: 5
Coding region: 1-699 (232 amino acids)
Biological process (GO): vesicle fusion with Golgi apparatus; endoplasmic reticulum to Golgi vesicle-mediated transport
Cellular component (GO): membrane; trans-Golgi network
Source: RefSeq, a predicted model, not a curated record